Peronospora matthiolae is the source of this 831-nucleotide messenger RNA. NCBI's taxonomy places the organism in Eukaryota, Oomycota, Peronosporomycetes, Peronosporales, Peronosporaceae. The record is from the annotation of a GenBank genome assembly.
AUGCACUCGCGUCGACCCGAAACCUUGAAGAUUGACAUCUCCAAGUACAGGGGAGUCGAAGAGGACUCUCUCUUGAGAUGGUUCGUCGAAUUGGACGACGCCAUAAGGGCGCGUCGCAUCGACGAUGGAGAAAUGCAAGCUGCAUUUGCCCAAUCAAAUCUAACAGGACGUGCCAAGACUUGGGCACUGGGGCUCAAGUUGCACGACCCAUGUGCGUUUGGGUCGUUAGAAGUCUUUGAGUCACGGCUCAGACAAACAUUUGAACUGCCUAGAGCUGAUUUCAAAGCUCGAACUGAACUCUUGAAGCUCAAGCAGGGUAAGCGUGAUGUGCACGCUUACGCACAGCAUAUACGACAUCUCACGAGUUGUAUAAGUUCCAACCCGGUGGAUGAACACACGUUGGUUUCGGUGUUCAUGCAGGGUCUUGCGGAUGGUCCCGUCAAGACUCACCUGUUCCGACUUGAACUAGAUUCACUAGAACAAGCCAUUUCCAUUGCGGAACAGGAAGACUUCAGUUUGAGACAAGCUCGCGCCAGCUCGACAUCAUAUCGUCAACCGAGACGAUAUGACAACGGGGGUCCAGAGCCGAUGGAACUCUGUUAUGUAGAGAGCGAGAAGGCUCGCUCUACAGACUACAAGAAGUUGCAGAAAUGCAACAGAUGUCAGAAGACAGGACACUACGCUUACGAGUGUAGUGCCCCUCGUCCAGUGUCUCGCAACACUGGGCGUAGUGACCGUCCACACAUGAGAAAGGGGCAGGGACGCGGGUCCGCUGUUGGUGCAAAGACGCAACAACGGGAUGGAACGUCAAAAAACGGACAAGAUCAGUAG